This is a messenger RNA of Neospora caninum, 8184 nucleotides long. RefSeq lists its product as hypothetical. The record is from RefSeq and is a predicted model, not a curated record. Bases 1 to 8184 code for a protein of 2727 amino acids. The transcript is spliced from 4 exons. Lineage: Eukaryota; Apicomplexa; Conoidasida; Eucoccidiorida; Sarcocystidae.
AUGGAAGUUGAGGAAGAUGGCAUUCUCCGAGACUAUCAGCCAUGGAGCAGCGGAGGCGCAGAUCUCUGCAGUCUUCUUCUCAGGGUGGAUCCUCUUAACCAAGCGAAGCAGCACGUCGCCAGCAUGCGAGAGAGCGUGGCCGUUGUCGAAGAUCUGCUCCACCAGGUGUCCGGUUUCCAUCAACUUCUCCUCGCCGAGCUCAAACUGAAGUCGAAGGACAUCAACGCCUUCGUCGCCGCCCUCACGCACCUCGGUCUCCAACUGCCUGCCUCCACGAAGCGCCUCGGCCCUCCCACGCCGCUGCAUCUGCGGAACCUCCGCCGCCGGCUGCUCGCGAAACAAAAAGCAGGCGACGCGCGGGCGUCGGAAAAGGGGACAGCGCGGGACGUCUAUGCAGAAGAGAGAAACGGAGAAACGAGAAAACGGGGAGAAGACACAGAGUCUUCGUCGCUCCCAGCGGCUUCUCUCUCCUCUCCUCUCCACUCUUCUGUCUCUGCUUCCCACUCCUCGAGCGCCCCUUCGCGUGUGCAGAGUGUGUCUCCCGCCCGUGUCUCGGCGAGCGUCUCAGCUCGACUGAAACCCCGCGCUCCGCCCUCUCCGGGAGAAGCCGAGGAGGAAGGCGCGAAGGCGAGGGGAGACUGGAAGUCGAGAAGAGAAACCGCCAGAAACGCAGGGACAGCAGCGAGCGGCGAGGCGGAGCCGUGCGCCUCCGAUGUGAAGCCGAGAGAAGGGAAAGCUAAGAAGUUGCAGGACACAGGAGAAGCACGGCCAACUUUACUGCCGGAUUCGCCUGUCUCCUCUGCGCCUUUGGCCUUGUCGCCUUCCCCGUCCGCCUCAACCCCUUCCGGUUUGCCUCAGAAAGAGGCAACAGGCGCACGGCUCCCCAGGCGUCGCGGGAGGCUGAGACUGCUCGCGCUGGCUGACUCGCCGGACGCCGAGGCACGGGACGGAGGGUCUCUGAAUGGAGAGGAUUCGAGCAAAGCCGCGCGGCGUCUCGCGUGCCGAGCUCUCGCCGGAGAAGAAGCAGGCGACAAGGCAGAAAGCCGUGCAUGCGCUUCCCUCUCGACCGGUGGGAAAACCCUAGAGACGCGGCAAGCGAACGAGAAAAAAGGACCUCGAGAGGCGUCCUCGCCUUCUUUAGGUUCGUCCCGUAUCUCUUCGAAAGCGCUGUCUUCUUCACUUGUCUCCUCGCCCGCCAGUCGCCCACGCAAACGAAAAGCGCCUCAGCCCGCGGAGUCUGCUGCGCGUUCUCGGGCGGGUCUCUCUCCAGCUCGUAGUAGUGAGGGAGCGGAGGAAGGCGAAGGCAAGACGAAGGUGAAAGGCGCAGCGAAGAAACGCCGUGUCCUUCCGUCUCUCACCCCUUGUACUGCUCUGUCUUUCGCUUCAUCUUCCUCCGCUGCUUUGUCUCUCCUCAGGGACUCGGCAGCCUCCUCAGCGGCCGCAGGAGGCCCCACAUCUGUCUACCCGGAGACAGCCACGAGGCGCGACCGGGCCUCUGCGAGCGCUCAAGAAAGGACCAGUGGAGUCGCUGCCGAGACGCAGCGUGAGGCAGGCGCCAGGCGUUCUCAGGAGGCAGAGGCUGCCGUCGCCUCCCAGCGUUCCUCGGGGCCGGGAGACAGCGAAUCUCCUCUCGCUUCCCCUCCUUCUUCCUCUCUGGUUCCUUCUUCCUCUCUGGUUCCUUCUUCCUCUCUGCUUCUGGAGGAGAGCAGGCCUGGAAGAAAGGCGGCGCCUGUGUCUGGCUCAGACGAUUCUCUCGGAGAGACGCGCGCGAGCUCGAAUCGAGCAAAGGCGACUCGGGCGCAGCUGCUUCAGAAGCCUGUCGCGCCACACUCCUCAAGCGGAACGGGAAGCGCUCUUGGGGCAGGUGCCGAAGAAGAGACCGCUGAAUCCUCUGACGUCUCCAAGGAGACGUCAGAGGGCGGCGGCCGAGAGCAAGCAGCUGCGCCGAAACAGCUCGCGCUAGCUAGCUACCCCACGACGAAGACCCGGAAGGCAGGCGAAAGCUCCACGCGACGUCGCAGCGAGACACCGGCUAUAGGGUUUAAGCCAAGUGAAGGUUUUCCAGGUGGGGAAAACGGAGGGAUGAGAGACGAAGAGCUGGAGAGGAAGGGGACGGUGGAGACAGAGGAGGGGGGCGGGAGAGAAAGCGUGGGACCGGAGAAGACCAAGGUCUGUAACGGCGGCGGGACAGAUCUCUCUGCUUCAGGUCUCUCGGGGAAGAGAACGGCCCAGGCGCAUGGCAACGGAGCAGCGGCGAGCGGUUCGCAUGCCGGCUCGGCCGAUGAGAAAACUGCUCAAAGUCGCCAAGGCAAGCGCACCGGCCGGGCACGCGGCGCGGAGAGACACGCGACCUCCGGGGGGGGAAGAGGCCAGGAAAGCUCGCGGAGUUCCCCGAGAGGGAGCAAAGACAGCGACAAAAAAGGAAAGAAAAAAACAGCCGGCGAGCGCGUCUCGUCAAAGGAGAAGAAACUUCGCCUCUGCGACGAGAAAGAUCCGUGGCUGCCUGCCGGUAGACACACCGGCCAGUCUGAGACGGAACAGACGUCGGGCGCGUUGGGCUCCACGGGGCUGGCUCCGUCGAGGGAAGGUGAUGAUGCUCUUGGCAGCGGCGCCUUGAACGGAGGCACUUCACACACCACGUUAGGAAGCGUGGAAGAGGGAAGACGCGAAGCAGGCGCGAGGCGGGAUCAGGUCGUCUCUUCUCUUCCGCCUGGAGCCUCUUGUCCUCCUUCGAAUUCUCCGCUUUCAUACGAGCCGGCACCGCCGCCCUCGCUGCAGGCCUCUGUCUCCCCUUUAAGCGCUAGGGCGCAAAACAAGGCGACAGAAAAGAAUGCCAGAGAGAGAGAAGAACCAAGAGAAACAAACACCCAAGGAGCAGGGGCCCAAGGCGCAGGGGAAGGCCAGGGACUACAUAAAAACGAGCAAGGAGUGGACAACGAACAAGGACGGAAGAAGGAACGCGAGCUGGCGAGAGAGCGAGGAAACGGGGGGGAGGUUGCUGUAAGACAAGAUAUCUCGUCGUCAUCUCGCCCCGACCGUCCUGCUAUUCAGUUGCCUCCAGGUGCUGUCCUCGAUGUGGGCCGUGCGCGAGAGUGUUUGGAGAGAGCAAGAACUGGAGAGAACGGCUUGGGCAAAAGUGGAACUUUGGGUCAGCUUCAGUCGAGUAGCGAUCCGCAGAUUCACGGCUCCUGCUCAGAGUCGAUUUGCAGUGACUCCUCUGGGCGCCAGGGGCACCAGGUAGAGCAGCCUUGCAGAGAAGAGCGGGAAGGCGUGCUGACGCGAGAAGAGAGAACAAGAACGAAUAGACUGGAGGACACGGGUAAAUCGCUUGCCAAGCCUAACGAUGAGGCCAGCGAAACGACGCUUCCUCAGCAGGCGCAGGAGACGAGGCGGGCGACGAAGGGCGAACAGGACAAGGCGGCAUGCAGGCAAGUCGAAGGCGGCGCGACUCCUGGAAGGCCCGCUGGUGGGGGAGAGACAGGAACGCCACGGGAGAGUCGCAGCCGAGAGCAGACCUGGACUCGAUUUCCUGGUCGAGGGCCCAGAGCCGCAAGUUCCACCUCGAAUGCAGAAGAGCGGCCUCGCCUCCGAGAGAAAGAAGAGAGAAGGUCGGAAUCCGGCAGCAACCGAAAAGGAGACGAGGGAGAGGAAACGAGAAGACACGGCGAAAGGGAAAGGGAGAGAGACUACCGACGGAUGGGAGAAAAAGAAGAGAGAGGAAAGAGAGAAGAGAGAGGAGAAAAAGGAGAGAGAGAAGGACGAGGUGAGAGGAAAGGGCGAGGCGAGAAAGAGGACCCAUGUGGCAGCGGCUACGGCCAUAGACGGUUGGAGGAAGGAGGGGAUCGAGCAGAUAGUCGCAGACGGUGGCGAGAGGAAGACGAGAGAAGCGGAGGGGAUAGAAGAGACUCAAGCCCGGCGGGCAGACAAAAAGGUUGUCCUUCGUUUUCUCAAAAGCCGUCUUUCUCGUAUCAGCCGUUCUUCUGGGCGGCACAUGCCGCACAGCAGGAACGACGCAGGAGUUUCUCCUCUCGAGGCGGCUCCGGCUCAGGGCCGAUGGACAGGGCCGACCCCGGGUGUACGUACACCCCAGGCGACAGGCGGACCUGGAGCAGAGCGGACGGAAGCGGAGACGGGAAACGGCGCAGCUCGCCGCCGCGUCGAGAGGAAGAAAUUCGGGGAAGAGGAUGCCAAGAGAAAGCGCGUCACAGAGAAGGCUCCUCGUCCACGUACUCUUCUUCCAGCGCCGCUUUUCGGCCUGCCUACGGUGGAGAUUCGCGAUGCGACGAAGGGACAUGGUGGCGAGAACAAGGCAGAAGAGAGAGACAAGAAAGCAGAGCUUAUGCUUCGUCCUUUCGUGCGUCUUCGCGUCGGGAAGACGGGGAGUCUCGCAGUUCGUGGGGCAAACGCCCGCACUAUCUCACCUUCUGUUCCCAGAGCAAAACUUUCAAAUCGCGAUCGUUCUCGUCUUCGCCCUCUUCCUCCCUCUCGGCUUCUUCCUCCUCAUCUCUCUCUUCCUCUUCUUCUCUCUCGGCUUCUUCCUCUUCUUCUCUCUCUUCCUCUUCUUCUCUCUCGGCUUCUUCCUCUCCUUCUCUCUCGGCUUCUUCCUCUUCCUCUCCCUCUCUCUCUUCCUCUUCCUCUCUCUCGGCUUCUUCCUCUUCAUCUCUCUCUUCCUCUUCUUCUCUCUCGGCUUCUUCCUCUUCUUCUCUCUCUUCCUCUUCCUCUCCCUCUCUCUCUUCCUCUUCCUCUCUCUCGGCUUCUUCCUCUUCAUCUCUCUCUUCCUCUUCUUCUCUCUCGGCUUCUUCCUCUUCAUCUCUCUCUUCCUCUUCUUCUCUCUCGGCUUCUUCCUCUUCAUCUCUCUCUUCCUCUUCUUCUCUCUCGGCUUCUUCCUCUUCUUCUCUCUCUUCCUCUUCCUCUCCCUCUCUCUCUUCCUCUUCUUCUCUCUCGGCUUCUUCCUCUUCUGAUUUGGCUUCGCCUCUUCUUUCGGCGUUUGCUUCUGCUUCCGAUUUCGCCCAGCCUUCUCGAGACAAACGCGGGGUGGGCGGUACAUGCUCCACAGGGCGGGUGUCGACGAAUGAGGGAGUCACCUCGAGGGCCGCCGGCAACGCGAAGAGCCCUCGGUGCUUCUCUGGCGAAGGCACUGGGGAUACUGCCAAGACCGGAGAAAACCUGGAAGCGAAAUGCGGCGAAGUCCUAGCCACAGCGGAAACCAGCGCGAGAAGGACAGAUGCCGGCCGGAGGGAACUGCUGACCUCAAGCUCUUUGCACGACGAGCAGGCCUUCCGCUGCUCAUCUCGCAUUUGUGAAAAUGCGAAAACCACAGACACGGGCCUUGAAACGAACGAUCUGAACAGCCGACCUACGUUCCCAUCGGUCGAGGGCCAGCCUCGUGGACUAGGCGCUCGCGGCCAACGGGCCCCAUUCCCAGGCCCAAAAGUAUCUCUUCUCUCUUCUCGAAUUCCUUCCUUGUCUUUUUUGUCGCCAGGUGACCCUCCCCUCUCUUCUUCUUACCCGUCUUCCUCUUCUUCCUCUGUCGCUUCCUCUUCACCUUCCUCGUCCUCUUCUUCUGGACCUUCUGAGACGUUUCUCGCUGCCGCUGCCUCGCCGCUGGAAGCCGCGAGGCUGUGCAGCGGCGUGCACGAACAGGCUACGCGUGUGGCGCAAGCAGCGAUCGCCGACAUUCUGAGGCGCCAAGCGUUGGGUGGAUCGUCUGCAGAAGUGUCUCCGCAAGGCCUGCUCGCCAGAUCGCGUCUCGAUUUCGUUUCGGAAAGGCCACGGGAAGGUCGACGCGCGGAGCUCUCGAGGCGAAAGCUCAGUUUGACUUUCAGUCUCUCGAAGAAGCAUGAACACGCAGGACGCGGGGAGACAGGAGACGGCACCCACUCUCCUCACCCGCCCGAUGGCCCGCCCUCUGCCUCCCAGUCCUCGUCUCAAACGCCGCGUCGCUCGUCUUCUGUUGCUUCGUGUGCAUCCGCCGCUGCGUCUCCUUUGUCUUCUUCCGCUUCGUCUAAUUCGUUCUCCUCUUCUUCGUCUAAUUCUAUCUCUUCUUGUCUCUCUUCUUCUCUCUCUUCUCUCCCUUCUUCUUCGGCUUUGUCGUUAGGCGAGGGCCGGGGCCUUUCCUCAGCGCGGUUGGUCGGGCCCCAACCAAAUCUCGUGGGAAAAGCGACGAGGCGCACUGCGACGGAGCCUGCCUCGUCCUCGACUGCUGAGACGAGGCGAGAGAUGAGCGGAGAAAGUCCGGAUGGUGACAGAGACGGGAACGACGUGGACAGCCGCAAGUGGCGAGUCCCGCAUGCAGAGCGCCUGGAAGCUGAGCCGCCCCUUCGAUUCUCCGAGGGGCUGUUUGGCCGCUCCACAGCGGCGCGGCCAGACAGAGACAAGGAGGGGAAAAGCGCGAAAUCCGCUCGACCGGGAGAGCACGAAAACUCGCGAACUGAGGACAGGACGAGGGCGGGGGACGACCGAGAUGAGCGCAGCGCGCGUGGAGAUGCAUGCAGGCGGUUCGCGAGUUCAAGAGACUUGGACGCCUCCGAGCUGGAAUGGACAGGAAGGCGAGGCAGUGAGAAGAAGAACGAAAGGACAGACAGAGGAGAAGAAGAAGAAGAGGAGGAAGGAGAAGUGAAGGAGGAUGAAUCCUGUGUUCAGAGAGAACUCCGGAGGAAAGCAGCGCCGGAUGAGAGAUGCGGAGACACGGCCGGCGAGCCGGAGAACUCACUGGCAAGAGGGAAGAAACCAUCUCUCACGCUUUUCGGAUCUUUUCGAACGAGGCCUGCGACCGUGAAGGAGACGGCCUUGCCUCUCCAAAGGUUGGUUCGAAACGCGGAGAGGGACGAGAAAAGGCCGUGGGAGGAAAGGAAAGAAGUGACAGGAGCCGCACGACACGGCCAGGCAGACCCAACAGGGACAGGGAAACGCGCGGACGUUUGUUCUUCUUCCUGUUCUUCUGGGCGCACCUCGCUUUCCGCGGAGCCUUCCGCUCCCUCGUCCGCCUCUGUGUGCUCUUCUUCCUCUGCGACUUCCUCGACUUUCUCGGUUCCAGUUUCCUCGGUUUUGCCUUUCUCUUCGGAGUCUCCUUUUUUGCUCGCGUCUGCCGUAGCCACCUCUCUGUCUUCGUUCGCGUGUUCAUCUAAUGAGAAAAAAGGGAAGGAAAGAGAAGCGCGGGGCAAAGAAAAGCGGGAGGACAAGGCAGAGAAGAAAACCGUAGAGAAGGAAGAAGGGGCGGGGCAAAAAGAGAAAGAGAAGGACGAGAACAAGGCAGCGGAAAGGAAAGAUGAAGAAGAUUACGAGGAGAAAGAAGACAAGAAAGAAGAGAUUGAGGCGGGUUUCGGUGGGUCCGCUGUUUUUGACAACGAACGGAACGAAAGACGAGACGCGAAUGCUGGCGUGUCUGGCUCUGAAGCUUCAAAAGGAGAGGAAGAAGACCAGCGUGGGCGUGCAGAGACGGAGGGCGAGAAGAGAGAGGUGGAGGGCGACAAGACGAAGGCUGAGACAAACGGGAAGAAGGCACAUGAGGCGGGGGCAAAAGACGAAACUCCUUUCUGUGGAGAAGACAGAAAGGAGAGUGCUCGGUUUCUCGCCCAGCCCGCAUGCCGAGGCGACGAACGCGAAGGCCAGGAGGAAGAGCGGUCUUCUUUCUCGUCUUCCGAUGCUCCGCACCUCUCGCAGGACGGUGUCGCACAUGGCUCUUCCGCACCAGUCUCGGCGACUCGAGUAACCGAAGCAGUCGGAGAGACAAAGACGUUCCUGACAACCCCAGUGCCGUCGGCGGCUUCUUCUGCCGGGUGGCGAAGGCCGAACCACCCAGAAAGAGAGCUUCAAGAGAAUCUCCCGACUGGGGAAGCAAACAGCGAAGACAAACGAGCAGGCGAAGAAUGCGACGUGUCUCCGCAGCAGAGCGCGAGGGCGAACGGCGGAGACGAGCAGCCCGAAGAGAGGCAAACGCGAGACGGCAAAGAGUGUGAAGGCGCGACAAAUGAAGCGGAACUGCAAAACGUCUGCUUGACGCUCAAACGCGAACUCGAGGAGACGCUGGUGUGCGAUGUAAGGCUCCCCACUUCAUCUCUCUCCGAAGCUUUCGUGCCUCAAACACGGCAACCUUCUCUGUCUCGGAUAAGGACUGCUGCGUCAGCACAUCAGCGCAUCGUGUGCCUUUCCACAGCUUGUUUCUUUUCCACUAAGAGAAGCUAA